UUCGGCCACGCUCGGCCCGGUUCGGCGGGUAGCGCUCGGCUGUAAUCGGCCCUAUUCGGUUACAAUCGGCCCGGCUGGGCCGCGCUCGGCCCAGUUCGGCUACAAUCGGCUCCACUCGGCCACUCUCGGUCGGGCCCGUUCGGCUGAGCGGGCAUCGCGCAGGCGCGGCGCCGCGCGCAGGCGCAGUGCGCGCCGCUGCCGCCAUGAACCCCCUGACAAAGGUGAAGCUGAUCAACGAGCUGAACGCGCGGGAGGCGGAGCUGGGCGUCCAAGAGGCGGUGUCGUGGCACGCGGAGUACAAGGACAGCGCCUGGAUCUUUGUGGGCGGGCUGCACUACGAGCUGACGGAGGGCGAUGUCAUCUGCGUGUUCUCGCAGUACGGCGAGGUCGUCAACAUCAACCUCGUGCGGGACAAGAAGACCGGGAAGUCCAAAGGGUUCUGCUUCCUGUGCUAUGAGGACCAGAGGAGCACCAUCCUGGCCGUGGACAACUUCAAUGGGAUCAAGAUCAAGGGGCGGACCAUCCGCGUGGACCACGUGGCCAACUAUCGGCCUCCCAAGGAGUCGGAGGACUGGGAUGAGGUGACCAGAGCUCUCCACACCAAGGGCUGCGGGGUCAAAACACCGCCUCGCUCCUCGUCUGAUUCCCCGUCGGAAGAGGAGGAUGUGCCUGUGAAAAAGCAGAAAGAGAAGCCGCGGGGCAGAGCGGAGCAGCCCAAGCCAGGCCAGCAGGCCGGGAAGCGGGCGGGCAUGGAGGAGCCGCAUCCCAGGAUCAAGAUCAAGAAGGAGAAGGAGGACCCCGGGUACGAGCGCUACGCCGGUGGGAGCUCCGACAGGAACGCCGGGAGCAGGACACAGCGGGACGAAGAACAGCGGCGGCACCAGCGGCCCUCGGAGAGGAAGGGGGACAGGAGCGGUCAGGAGCAGAGGGGACAGAGCAGCUCCCGGGAGGAGCGGGACCAGAGGGAGGAGGCUGGCAGGAGGGGCGAUGGCCACGGCAGCCGGCGGGACGUGUCCCCCAGGGGAGGCAGAUCCCGGGAGUCCCAUUCCAGGCACAAGGAGCGGAGCUCCGGCAGAGACUCUGGCCGCCACUGAGCCCUGGGAGAGCAUUCCAGGGCCUAGGCCUGCCCAAACACCUGCUUCAAGCUCCCAGGGCACUGCAGCUGGACUGUUUGCCUCGUGGGAGCUUCCCUUUGGAUCUCAUCCUGCCCUGGGCCAGGGCUCUCCCUGUUACCCUUCAGCACUGGCCAUGGGCAGUGGCAGGAACUGGGUACUGGGAUCAGCAGGAUGCUCCCCUGCCCAAAACCCCCAGAUCUGUCAGAACUGGGGGAUAUCCCCUCUUGCAGUGCGGGAAGAGGCCGGUGGGUGUCUGGUCUGGCCUUGCCUGCUGGGUUUGGGUCCUGUGCCCACCUGGCAUCUCCAGGUUCUGCGGUGGAUCCGCGGUGGAUCCACAGGAAUGCACCGCUGUGUCGGGGCCGUUCGCUGUGGGUGUGUUUAUAGGUCUCUUAAUAAAAAUUCCUGUUUGUUAGAA
This is a messenger RNA of Myiozetetes cayanensis, 1530 nucleotides long. It is a transcript of the gene RBMX2, whose product is annotated as RNA binding motif protein X-linked 2. The transcript is spliced from 6 exons. Gene Ontology annotation, cellular component: precatalytic spliceosome; catalytic step 2 spliceosome; U2 snRNP. Gene Ontology annotation, biological process: mRNA splicing, via spliceosome. Gene Ontology annotation, molecular function: RNA binding. NCBI's taxonomy places the organism in Eukaryota, Metazoa, Chordata, Aves, Passeriformes, Tyrannidae. The record is from RefSeq and is a predicted model, not a curated record. The coding region runs from base 204 to 1094 and encodes 296 amino acids.